UGCAUUGCUUCAUGUCCGUACGGCAUCAUCCGCCGUCAAACAAGUCCAAUUCAUUUCCAAUUCUCUCCUAGUUAUAGCUUCUCCGUCCCUCACUCACUUUCCAGUACAGCUCGAUCACCAGCCCCUUGCAGGGCUUCAGCGUUCGCAAUGGCCUCCCCAGCAGCAGCGUGCAGCCUCCCGACCCACACAGCGCCUUCCCUCGACGACAAACCAGCGGACGAGGCCGGCCUCCGCCGCCUGAGACGCCGCCGGCGCCGCCGCUGCAUCUGCAUCUGCGCCCUGGUCACCCUCGGCGUGCUCCUGCUCCUGGGCGUCACCCUCCUCGUCCUCUUCCUCACCGUGUUCCGCGUGCGCGACCCCACCACGCGCCUGCUCUCCACCCGCCUCGUCGGCCUCGCGCCCAGCCUCACCCAGCCCAACUUCACGCUGCUGCUCACCGUGGCUGUGCACAACCCCAACCCGGCCUCCUUCUCCUACGCCUCCGGCACCACGGGCCUCUGGUACCGGGGCGCCCACGUCGGCGACGCCCAGGUCGACCCGGGACGCAUCCCUAGCAAGGGGGACGGCGUCGUGCAGCUGGAGAUGACGGUGCUCACCGCCGGCUUCACCAAGGACAUGGCACAGCUGAUUAGGGACAUCGAGGCCGGGUCGCUGCCACUGGACGCCAACGCCAGGAUCCCGGGGAGGGUGGCCGUCCUGGGCGUGUUCAAGCUCAACGUCGUCGCCUACUCUGACUGCCACAUCGUCGUCGGCUUCCCGGACAUGGAGAUCCGAGGCCAGGACUGCCGCGACCACGCUAAGCUCUGAUCGGCUUGGUUGUUGUUCGUUUUAUGGCAUGCCAGGGAGACCGUGCUCAAUGGAUCUCGAGUUUCUUAUAUGGUGCAUCAGCAUGAUGAUACUUGAUCCUCUCUAUACUCUAGCAUGAGUAAAUCUUUCCCUAAUAAUAUUAAAGGAUGGAUUGUUUCUCCAUUAUUUUUGGUCCAUCAGAUGUUUUUCGUACGUUUUUAUGUCUUUUCGUCCGUCGCCAUUUUCCGUUAAAAAAAGUAAAAGAAAAAGCUUCCGCCCGGACUCAAACCCGUGCCACGUUAUGUUGAGCAACAACGCAACAACCAGUUCAACUGGGCAGUGCUUUCUGGAAAUAAGGAGGAGUACGACCUUUUAUAUGCUCCUCUCCGGCCCGCCCUAUUGGGCCGGCCCAUUAGCGGGGCGGGACUUCCCUUUUCUUAUUUUGUUUUUUCUUUUCUUUUUCUUUUUUUUCUUUUUUCCUUAUUUAAAAUAAUUUGGGAUUUCAGAAAGUUCCAAAUUUCAAAAGAAAUAUGAACAUUGAAAAAUGUUUUAGAAACCGUGCACUCUAUUAGGCUGGCCCAUGAGCGGGGAGGGAUGCCACUGUUUUUUUAUUUCAUUUUUUCUUCUUUAAAUAAUUUAGGAUUUCAGAAAA
Molecule: messenger RNA, 1438 nt
Organism: Aegilops tauschii subsp. strangulata
Lineage: Eukaryota; Viridiplantae; Streptophyta; Magnoliopsida; Poales; Poaceae
Biological process (GO): defense response to other organism
Source: RefSeq, a predicted model, not a curated record